Selaginella moellendorffii is the source of this 3953-nucleotide messenger RNA. Its product is annotated as cullin-associated NEDD8-dissociated protein 1. Gene Ontology annotation, cellular component: nucleus. The coding region runs from base 101 to 3793 and encodes 1230 amino acids. NCBI's taxonomy places the organism in Eukaryota, Viridiplantae, Streptophyta, Lycopodiopsida, Selaginellales, Selaginellaceae. The record is from RefSeq and is a predicted model, not a curated record. Gene Ontology annotation, biological process: SCF complex assembly; protein ubiquitination. The transcript has 27 exons.
GCGAUCUUUGUGGCAGCGUCUCCAAUGAUCCAGGUAGCCGUGAUGCUCGCGUAGGGCCGAUUCUACAGCGCCAGAGUAGUCUAGGGUUCUUGACGCAGCCAUGGCGAAUCUCACCGUCGGCUUGAUUCUUGAGAAGAUUGCGUCCAAGGACAAGGAUUAUCGGUAUAUGGCCACCUCCGAUCUUCUCAAUGAACUCCAGAAGGAGUCUUUUAAGGCCGACUCCGAGACCGAGAGGAAGGUGUCGCAGAUUGUCCUCCAGCAGCUGGAUGAUGCCUCCGGGGAUAUUUCUGGAAUCGCUGUGAAGUGCUUGGGUCCUCUAGUGAAGAAGGUAAAUGAGAACAAAAUCGUGGAGAUUGUAGAGUCGCUUUGCACGAGGCUACUCACAGGAAAAGACCAUCAGCGCGACAUUGCCAGCAUUGCUCUCAAGACUGUGGUGUCUGAGAUCGCCAGUGGAACUGUUGCGCAGUGUGUCGUGGCUGCGUUGACACCGAAGCUGAUCAAAGGCAUCACUGCAACGGACACGAGUACAGAGGUGAAGAGUGAAUGCUUGGACAUUCUUUGUGAUGUUCUUCACCGGUUUGGGGCACUUCUAGUCCCAGAACACGAAAAGUUACUCAACGCCUUACUUGUGCAACUAAACUUGCAACGAGCUGGUCUGAGAAAACGUGCAAUUCAGUGUUUAGCGACUUUGGCUGCUUGUAUGUCCGAUGAUCUGUUGGGAAGGGCAACCGUCAGCGUGGUUGACUUGUUGAAGAAUAAGGAUGUGAAGCCCGACAUGACUAGGACCAACAUCCAAAUGAUCUGCGCCUUCUGCCGUGCCGUGGGUUAUCGUUUUGGGCCACAUUUAAAUGAAGUAGUUCCACUUCUAAUAAGUUACUGUCAAAACGCCUCAGAAAAUGACGAUGAGCUUCGAGAAAACAGUCUGCAGGCGCUGGAAAGUUUCGUGUUGCGCUGUCCACGAGAUGUGGCAGAACAUUGUGGCACCAUUCUUGAUCUCGCUCUGGAGUACUUGAGUUAUGAUCCCAAUUUCACCGAUGAUAUGGAGGAAGAUCAGGAUGAAGACAUGGAUGGCGAAGAAGAGGACGAUGAGGAGAGCGCUGACGAGUACAGUGACGAUGAAGAUGUAAGCUGGAAGGUGCGGAGAGCUGCAGCAAAAUGCCUUUCUGCAGUUAUCUCAUCGAGACCGGAGAUGCUUUCGACACUUUACAGCAAGGCAUGCCCAAGGCUUAUUGAUAGAUUUCGCGAAAGAGAAGAAAAUGUGAAGAUUGACGUGUUCAAUGCAUUCAUUGAUCUCUUGCGUCAAACUGGCAACGUGACAAAAGCGUCGUCUGAGAUUAAUCCAUCAAGUCCUUUAUAUAUGCUUCAACAAGAAGUUCCAAAGGUUGUCAGAACUUUAAAUCGUCAACUUCGUGAAAAAUCGGUGAAAACAAGGGUGGGGGCAUUUUCUGUGCUAAAAGAACUUGUGGUCGUUCUUCCCAAUUGCUUAUCGGACCACAUGGCCUCGUUGCUGCCUGGAGUGGAGAAAGCUUUAAAUGAUAAAUCCUCCAACUCUAAUCUGAAGAUUGAGGCUUUGACAUUUACACGAUUGGUCAUGCCGUCUCAUUCUCCUUCAGUUUUCCAUCCACACAUUCAGGCUCUCUCCGGUCCAGUUCUUGCUGCUGUUAAUGAGCGUUAUUAUAAAGUUACUGCUGAAGCCUUACGUGUUUGUGGAGAGCUCGUGAAAGCCAUUCGCCCUGAUCAAGGUUCGACCUUCAACUUUGUACCGUAUGUUCAACCUAUUUACGGUGCAAUAUUGAAGCGCCUGACCGCUCAAGAUCAAGAUCAGGAAGUUAAAGAAUGCGCCAUAUUUUGUAUGGGGCUGGUUGUUUCUAUCCUUGGAGACAAGCUUGAGCGGGAACUUCCUGUUUCUUUGUCAUUGCUUCUCGAUCGCCUACGGAAUGAGAUCACACGGCUGACAGCUGUCAAGGCAUUUGCAACGAUCGCGGAAUCUCCGUUAAAGAUCAACCUUAAUGCCGUACUUGAACAAGUGAUUGCGGAGCUAACGACGUUCUUGCGAAAGGCAAAUAGAGCUUUGCGGCAAGCGUCUCUUGGUACUUUAAAUGCUUUAUUAGUUUCUUAUGGUGAUAAAAUUGGUAAUGCAAGCUACGAUUCCAUCAUCACAGAGUUAUCUGCGUUGAUCAGUGAUGCGGACUUGCAUAUGGCAGCAUUAGCUCUUGAGUUGUGUUGUACAAUGAUGGCUGAUAAGAAGCAUCAUAUUAGCGCUGGCAAUGCUGUUCGCGAAAAAGUUCUGCCACAAGCUCUUGUUCUCGUAAGAAGUUCAUUGCUUCAAGGACAAGCUUUACAGACUUUGCAAACAUUUUUUGCAUCACUGGUUCAAUCGGCUAGCACCUUUGACAUGCUACUUGAGGCCCUGCUGUCAUCCGCCAAAAAUUCGUCGUCCAUGGGGGGGCCUGCCAGCAAGCAAGCGUUUCAUUCUGUAGCACAGUGUGCAGCGGUGUUGUGCCUUGCUGCUGGAGAUGCCAAGUGUCUAUCAACAGUCGCAAUGCUUGUGAACGGUCUCAAAACUGGCGGUCAUGAUGCGCAUCAGCUGCUGUCACUCUUGUGUCUGGGAGAAAUCGGCAGAAGGAAAGACUUAAGCUCCGUUCCCGAUAUAGAAUCGGUUAUUAUCAGAUCGUUCCAAUCUCCUUCUGAAGAAAUCAAGUCUGCUGCAUCGUAUGCACUGGGAAACGUAGCGGUCGGUAAUUUAUCGAAGUAUUUACCUUUUAUUCUAGGCCAGAUAGAUAGACAAUCGAAAUUGCAAUAUCUGCUUCUUCAUUCAUUGAAAGAGGUUAUAGCACGACAAUCGUCUGAUGAAGCUGGAAAAAUUGAGCUGCAAGACGCGGACGUCCAAAAGAUACUUUCUUUAUUGUUCAAUUAUUGUGAAAGUGAGGAAGAAGGCGUCCGAAACGUUGUUGCAGAAUGUCUUGGCAAGCUAGCACUUAUUGAACCAGAAAGGCUCGUUCCUGCACUGAAGGCUCGGACAUCCAGUACCUCUGCGUUUACAAGAGCAACAGUUGUUAUCGCGAUCAAAUAUACUAUAGUUGAACGGCCUCAACCGAUAGAUGGGCAUAUCAAGCUUUGCAUCUCUUCUUUUCUUAUGCUUAUCAAAGACGGAGAUAGACAUGUGAGACGGGCUGCAGUUUCGGCUUUGAGCACUGCUGGGCACAACAAACCGAGCCUUGUGAAGGAGCUGCUACCUGUGCUCUUUCCGCUUCUGUAUGAACAGACAGUUGUAAAGAAAGAGCUUAUAAGAACAGUGGAUCUAGGUCCUUUCAAGCAUACUGUGGAUGACGGUCUGGAAUUGAGGAAGGGUGCAUUCGAGUGCGUUGACACUUUGCUGGACAGUUGCCUUGACCAAAUUGACCCUUCGGCUUUCCUGACUUACUUGUUAUCGGGCCUCAGCGAUCACUACGACGUGAAAAUGCCCUGUCACCUUAUACUCUCGAAGUUGGCCGAAAAAUGCCCAUCCGCAGUAAUAGCAGUUCUGGACGUCCUAGUUGAGCCACUAGAGAAGACGGUUACCAACAAAACAAAACCGGAUGCUGUCAAACAAGAGGUGGAUCGAAACGAAGACAUGAUCCGGAGUGCACUUCGUGCCAUUGAUUCUCUGGACAGAAUAAGCGGAGAGUCCAGUCCGAGAUUUAGAGCUUUCAUCAAUAACGUGGUGAAGAGUGGAACGCUGGCUGAAAAGUACAACGCCGUCCGCCACGAGAGUGAUACUGUUGUUGCUGGGGACGUGAUGGACAUGAGCUAAGAGGUCAUUCCCUUGAUUUACGAGUUUGUGUUUGUUUGCUGCUUCAAUUUUGGAGUGCGAUCCCGUUUAGCAGAACUAUUUUUCCAUGCGGUACACACAUCGGCUUUCUAUCUAGCCAUGUAAUCACAGUGCAGAGAAAAACAUUGCCAGUUCGCUGUAA